UUUCAAUAUUAUUUUAAACUGCUUUAUCCGGUAGGAAAGUGUCUUUUAAAGGUUACUGAUUUUUACAUAAGCCAAAAUCAGGUUUCACUUUUCUUUUUUUCACUAAAUUUUUAACGUAAAAAAUCUUUUUUUCUUCAAUCGUUUAAAAAUAUUGAAUUUUCUGCUUAGUCACAACUUUGACUAAAAUUUUUUUCUUUUCUCGCUUUCAUAAUAGCUUUUCUUAACGUUUUGUUUCAUAUUGAAACUUUUUCAACUUCUCCUUUAGAUCUAAGAAAUUAAAACAAUUUUUUGUAAAAAAAUACGAAAAUUGAGCUUGCAAUAUUUCUUUAUUAUUUUAUUACAUACAUUGAGCUGAAACAAGCAAUUUUUUUUGUUAUCUCUCAAAUUGAAUAAGAUAUUUUUUUUUGUUAAGUAUAAAGCAUUCUUCGGCGUAUAAAAAAUUUGUAUUUUUCGUAAAAAAAAAGAAGUUUAACAAAUUUAUACCUUUUCUUUUCUUUGUCCGCUAUUUUUGAAUUCAGUUUUUUUUAAUAUUAAAUAAAAAAAACUUUUUUUUUGUCUUCCCAACUGUGUCGAGAUAAUUCAUAGUUUUUUUGCAUUUUGUUCUUAUAGCUCUUUUUUUAACCGCAAACUAGAGUGUUUUAACAAAAACGAAAUCAGUUUAAAAGGAGUUCUUAGUUUCUAACAAAGUAACUUUCAACUCGGAUUUGUUCUUUCAUUUUCAAUCGUUAGCAUUACAAUUCCUUUUUGAAUUUUUCCCAUUUUAUCAUUUACUUAUUAAAUCAUUCUUUUUCUACCUCAUUAAAUUUGUAAGAGAAUUGAUAAAAUAAAUAUAUUGACGUUUUCAAAAUGAAUCUGGAAGCAUCAUUAAAUCAAAAAACUAAACAGCCAACUAAUUAUUCAUCAACAACACCCGGAUAUCCAGCAACGGAGACAGUCUAUCCAACUCAAACACGUAUUCAAUCCAGUAAUUCAAAAUAUGUUCCUCCUAGUCGUCGUAAACUAUUACUGGACGCCGAUAAUGCAACUUUUCAACAUGACAAUUUGACCUAUUCCGCACCAAGAAACAUGAAUAAUGCCAAAUAUAAUUCAACAGAUUCUUAUAGCUAUCAUUCGCGUAACAAAAAUAACAGUUUCAACUCGUUUCAAAACUCCAAUAAUUUUGGUAAUGAUAGAUGGAAAAUUACAAAUCCUGGUAAUAGACAACAAAAAUAUACACCUGGAAGCAAAUUUUCAAAUGCAUCGUAUAAUAACAAAUCUUUUGGUAUGCGUCAACGUGAGUCGAGCACUGGAACUCAGUGGGAUGUUCGUGAUGGGCGAUGUUGGUUAAGUGAGAAUCCUGAUGAAAUUUUUACAAAAGAUAAAAAUAAAUCUGUUGGAAUCAACUUUAACUCGUAUGAUGCGAUUCCCGUUGAUUGUACGGGAAGAGAUAAUGAUAAAAUUGUCCCAAUUAACUCUUUUCGUGAAACUAAGGGUAUUCAUGCGCUAUUAGCUGAAAAUAUCGACCGGGUUCAAUACGAGCGACCAACUCCCGUUCAAAAGUACUCAAUUCCUACUAUACUCGCAGGCCGUGAUUUAAUGGCUUGUGCACAAACGGGCUCAGGAAAAACUGCAGCUUUUUUGUUUCCUAUUAUUACCAAUAUGUUAAAUGAGGGCCCUCCCACCAAUUCAUCUAGAUUUUUACGUCGAAACGGAAAGUUACCAGCAUUACCUGUCACAUUAGUGUUAUCUCCUACAAGAGAAUUAGCCGUUCAAAUUUACGAAGAAUCAAAAAAGUUUGUCUACAACACAGGUAUUCAAACGGUUGUUUUGUAUGGUGGGAAUGAUUUGAAACAUCAAAUUAACAUGCUGGAAAAUGGUUGCGAUAUUUGUGUUGCAACACCUGGACGUUUGGGUGAUUUGGUGAAGCGAGAUAAAAUUUCAUUUGGUCUUGUUAAAUAUUUGGUUUUGGAUGAAGCAGAUCGCAUGUUAGACAUGGGUUUCGCUCCUCAAAUUUAUUCUAUAGUCAUGCAAUCCGAUAUGCCUACAUCAACACAAGGGCGUCGUACAGUUAUGUUUAGUGCGACAUUUCCUACUCAAAUUCAAAAAUUAGCUUUGGAAUUUCUUCAUGAUUAUAUUUUUUUAACAGUUGGCCGUACGGGUGCAACAAAUGAUUUUAUAACUCAAAAUCUUAUUUAUGCAAACGAAAAAGCAAAACCAAACAGACUUUUAAAUAUUUUAUCCGAGUGUAAGGGAGGUUUAAUGUUAGUGUUUGUUGAAACAAAAAAAAAGGCUGAUCUAAUAGAAAAAUUUUUAAUUGAGUUUGGUUUAUCCGCUGUUGCUAUUCAUGGUGAUAAAACACAACACGAUCGAGAAAAAGCAUUAACUUCGUUUCGUACUGGGAAAAAACCUAUUUUAGUGGCAACAGAUGUAGCAGCAAGAGGUUUAGAUAUUCAUAAUAUUGAACAUGUCGUCAAUUGUGAUUUACCUUCACGCAUUGAUGAUUAUGUACACCGGAUUGGACGUACUGGGCGUGCUGGAAAUCGAGGCAUUGCUACAAGCUUUGUUAAUGAAAAAGAUCGUCCCGUUCUACGAGAUUUAUUGGGUCUCUUGGAAGAUGCUAAUCAAGAAGUUCCUUCUUGGUUUUAUGAUAUGGUUCGUACUUGUACUUCUGCCCAUCGUUCUUUUACUUAUAAUUCCAAGUCAACAUAUGGAAAAACGUUUCAAGUACGAGGACAACGACAAGAUACUUUCGGCGGACAUGAUUUUAGAAACAGCAAUCGUUCUGGAGCCAAUUCCACAGCACUCUCAACGACACGGCAUUUUCAGCCAACAAGUAAUAAUUAUCAUAAUAGUACUAGUAAUUCAAAUCAAGUUAAUCAUCUUCGUACGACAGAACCACAACAUCGAUACGUUGAAGCAACAUCGCAUAGCAAAGUAGAUGAGGAAGAUGGCUGGUAAUGUUUAUUAAAAUCUUAUUUGGAAAAUUCGCUUGACAUGUAAAAAACACAUUCUUUUCGUUAAUAUUAUGAAACAAAAUAAUUUAGUUUAUAAAAAAGUGUUAGUUAAUUUUUCACUUUAAAUGCAUACAGCGUUUCUUUUUUUUUAGUUAAAGCAUAAAGUUGUGUAAUGUUUUUUUUUGACAUGAUAAAAAAAAAUAAUUUCAUAUUUAUA
Hylaeus volcanicus is the source of this 3150-nucleotide messenger RNA. RefSeq lists its product as uncharacterized. Gene Ontology annotation, cellular component: nucleus. Gene Ontology annotation, molecular function: RNA binding; ATP binding; RNA helicase activity. The coding region runs from base 847 to 2937 and encodes 696 amino acids. The transcript is spliced from 8 exons. Lineage: Eukaryota; Metazoa; Arthropoda; Insecta; Hymenoptera; Colletidae. The record is from RefSeq and is a predicted model, not a curated record.